AUGCUUUUGACGGGUUUUUGCAGCAGCAUUUGCUUGAUUUUGGCUCUCAGUUUCACAGGACUCGGCCGGUUACUGACAGUGCCCACUAUUCCUGGAUUCAUCGAGGGCAACGGCACAUUUCCCAUCCAUCAUCUCAAAAGCAUCGUGGUGGACUCACGCUACUCAGACCAUGUGGACAACAAUGGCCAGACAUUGAUUCCUCCGACGCUCCAGGCGUUCGCGUCUACUUUCCAAGACGAUCUUCGGUCGUCGUUGGGUCUGGAUGUGCCGCUCACUUUCAAUAGGAGCAGAGGGCACAACACGAUCUUUCUGACUCUCGCAAACCAUACCGGCUUUCAGGAUGUUGCUGGGCGGUGGACCUCGGAGGGAUAUGCGUUGGAAGUCGAUAGCCAUGGAAUCACUAUUGCUGGAGCGAGUCCUCUCGGGGUCUGGUGGGGAUCGCGUUCAGUGAUCCAAGCAGCUGUUCUGGGUGGCCAUGGCCAUGCUCUCCCGCAUGGCUCUGCGGUCGAUGCGCCUGGUUGGGCCAGUCGAGGAGUUAUGCUUGACGUCGGUCGCCAUUACUACCCACCUCACUUCCUGGUAGAGAUUUGCUCGUAUCUGUCCUUCUUCAAGCAGAACGUGUUUCACUUACAUCUUAGCGACAACCUCUACAAUAACGUUGACCUAUAUUCAACGCAAGCUAGCUUGGAUCUGUAUGCAUCCUUUCGCCCGUGGUCCAAUGAUCCAGCUCUCGCAGGCCUCAACAGGCGCGCCAAUGAGUCAUAUACGCAAGCCCAGUUUGAUCAGAUUCAGCAGCAGUGUGCUCGUCGGGGUGUCACCAUCAUACCUGAGAUUGAGGCUCCGGGCCACGCUCUAGCAAUCGUUCAAUGGCGACCGGAGCUGGGUCUCAAGGAUCUCAGCAUGCUUAAUAUCAGUCACCCGGAUACAAUUCCUACCAUGAAAACCAUCUGGAAAGCACUCCUUCCCUGGUUUCACAGCAAGACCGUCCACCUCGGGGCGGACGAAUACAACUCUUCCUUGGUAGAUGAUUACACCGGCUUUGUGAAUCAACUGAAUGAUUAUAUCCAGGCGGAGUCUGGGAAAGCUGUUCGGAUCUGGGGCACCUUCACACCUUCGCAAGGCGCCAAUGUUAGCAAGGAUGUUUCGAUCCAGCACUGGGAAUUCUUUGAGGACAAUCCUUAUUUUGACUACAUCCAGAAUGGAUACAAUGUUCUCAACUCCGACGACGCAUUCUACAUUGUCGGGAAGUGGUCUGGGAGUUAUCCUCAGUAUCUCAACAAGACCAGAGUGUUCCAUGGAAACCCCGCUGGAGGCGCAUACGCACCUAACAUCUUCGAUACAAAGAACGCCACGAACAACCCACCCCGUGAUAGCCCGGGUGUGCUAGGGCACAUCGCCGCCCUCUGGAACGACUAUGGUCCCAAUGCUACCACUGUCUCGGAAGCAUAUUAUUCAUGGCGAGAUGUCCUUCCUGCCCUGGGCGACAAACAGUGGGGUGGCGAUCUUCUCGAAGCUGAAUAUAACAGCAUAUUUGACAAACUCCACGCAGCUGUUCCUGGGCAGAAUCUGGAUCGUCGAAUUUCGAGCAAAGGAAAGCGGAUUCUCGAGUACCGAUUUACUCAGAACGACAGUACCAGCGUCGAGGACUUCUCAGGGAACAACUACCACGGCACUGUCCACGACUGCCAGAUCCGCCACUCAGCCAUCACCUUCUCCGAUAAUUGUUACCUGCAAACGCCGCUCACCAGUAAAGGCAGAGACUACACGCUCUCCUUCUCCGUCAAGCCCACUUCUCAAGUGCCGGGAACGCUUUUCUCUGGCUUUGACUCCACGCUUCUCAACGGUAACGGGUCGAUCAGCAACCUCACCCUUGUCAGCGGUGGUAACGCGUACUCGCUGAACUAUAGUCUCCCGGUCGAUGUCUGGACGGAUGUGAGUUUGGUCGGUAAGGGGAAUCGAACGUUUCUUCGGGUAUCGGAGGCGAAUGAUCAGGAGGCUAGUAUGGAGUUUCUGACGAGGUUGGGUGUGGAUGGGGAUAGUCUGGUAUGGGCGCCUAUUGCGAUCGAGGCGCCUUUGGCUCGGGUCGGGGAGGGAUUCACAGGGUUGAUGAGAAAUAUCUCGCUAUGGGGGUUUGCGAGGUAA
Messenger RNA from Aspergillus aculeatus ATCC 16872, 2142 nucleotides. RefSeq lists its product as uncharacterized. The transcript is spliced from 3 exons. Gene Ontology annotation, biological process: carbohydrate metabolic process. NCBI's taxonomy places the organism in Eukaryota, Fungi, Ascomycota, Eurotiomycetes, Eurotiales, Aspergillaceae. Bases 1 to 2142 code for a protein of 713 amino acids. Gene Ontology annotation, molecular function: beta-N-acetylhexosaminidase activity. The record is from RefSeq and is a predicted model, not a curated record.